AUGCAACAGAGCAUAUGGAUACCAAACACAUGCUUUAUCAAUUCCAAAAAUGCUCUGAUCCACAGCUCACCGUUCAGAAAUGUGUUCUUCAUGAUUUUUCCUAACGGGUCUAUUUGGUCCAACUGGAGAGUAAAAAGCAGAGGACCAUGUGUCAUUAAUUUGGCCAAGUUUCCUAUGGAUUACAUUUCUUGCUUCCUAACUUUAGAAUCUUAUAAUUACGAUACGCGGCAUGUUCGAAUGGAGUGGAAUAAACCAGAAGCUGUGUUAAUUUUUAAGCAAAUUGAACUACCUGAUUUUAUUAUGGUCAAUUAUUCAAUAUCAUCGCAACAAACGCUAUAUGCAGCAGGCGUUUGGGAUGAGCUAACCAUAUCAUUUUUGUUUCGAAGACGUAACGGUUUUUAUAUGCUUCAAGGUUUUAUUCCUACCUUAAUGACCAUAUUUAUUUCCUGGAUCCCCUUCUACCUCAGCCCAACAGCAAUGCCAGCUCGAACAAUGAUUGGCGUAAAUGCUCUCCUAGCAAUGACAUUUCAAUUUGGCAGUAUUGUCAGAGACCUACCUCGAGUUAACUACCUCAAAGUGAAGUUUUUACCGCCUUCUGUGCUCUUCUGA
Molecule: messenger RNA, 609 nt
Organism: Enterobius vermicularis (human pinworm)
Lineage: Eukaryota; Metazoa; Nematoda; Chromadorea; Rhabditida; Oxyuridae
Source: the annotation of a GenBank genome assembly